Messenger RNA from Bipolaris oryzae ATCC 44560, 690 nucleotides. Its product is annotated as lytic polysaccharide monooxygenase. Bases 1 to 690 code for a protein of 229 amino acids. NCBI's taxonomy places the organism in Eukaryota, Fungi, Ascomycota, Dothideomycetes, Pleosporales, Pleosporaceae. The transcript is spliced from 2 exons. The record is from RefSeq and is a predicted model, not a curated record.
AUGAAGUACUCUACUAUCAUCCUCGCUGCUGCGACCACCGCCUCUGCCCACUCGACAUGGCAGCAGCUGUGGGUUGGAAGCACAGACAAGGCGACCAGCUGCACGCGUACUGUCAAGGAUAACAGCCCUAUUGACAGCUUGUCUUCAUCCGACAUGUUCUGUGGUCGUGGUCCUGCUGCCUCAUCCGGUGUCUGCGAAGUUGCUGCCGGUACUUCCCUCACCGUUGAGAUGCACGCUCAGCCCGGCGCGCGCGCCUGCUCGCAGCCUGCCAUCGGCGGCAACCACUACGGCCCGGUCCUUAUCUACAUGGCCAAGGUCAGCGAUGCCAAAACCGCCAGCUCCGGCUCUUUCUUCAAGGUCGCCGAGGAUGGAUACACUGGUACCACCGCCUCAUGGGGAACUGAGAUCCUCAACGCAAACUGCGGCAAGCGCUCCUUCACUGUUCCCAAGAACAUUGCUUCUGGUGACUACCUUGUCCGCGCCGAGGCUAUUGCCCUACACGCUGGCGCUGGAAGCCCUCAGCCCUACGUCAGCUGCUUCCAGGUCAAGGUUACUGGAGGAGGCAGUGCUACCCCCUCUGGCGUCAGCUUCCCCGGUGCCUACAAGCUCAGCGACCCGAUUUUCACGAAGGCCAUCUACGAUUCGAGCUUCAAGUACGUCAGCCCUGGCCCUGCUGUCUACUCUGGUUAG